Messenger RNA from Anolis carolinensis (green anole), 2112 nucleotides. RefSeq lists its product as uncharacterized. NCBI's taxonomy places the organism in Eukaryota, Metazoa, Chordata, Lepidosauria, Squamata, Anolidae. The coding region runs from base 247 to 1836 and encodes 529 amino acids. The record is from RefSeq and is a predicted model, not a curated record. The transcript is spliced from 2 exons. Gene Ontology annotation, molecular function: zinc ion binding; nucleic acid binding.
AUAUAAAACAGCACAUAAAACAGUUAAAACUGUCAGAACCCUGCUACUAGAGCCUGGAUGUGGCUCUGAGUUUCAGGGUCACUGACAUUGAUAAGACACCUGCGUCCCAGGACUCGGAGGAGAAACGGCUGAUGGACUUGGCGGGGAAUUUGCGCGGGGUUUUACUGAGCGGGAAGAGACUGUUCAAAUGAGGGGGAGGGUAUAUAAAGGAGGGUUGGCCGGAGCCUCCCAUUCUUGGCUUUUCUGAUGUUCAUGUUUCCUACAGUAAAAGUUUCUGGUGAUAUCACAGAGAGUCUUGUGUGUUCAUUCAGGAGCGGCUGUGGUGAGCUGACACUAAGCCAAGAAUACGGACACCAUCCCGCUGUAGCGGUGAGGUGUAACAUGCAAGUGGAGGAUGAAGAGCUCUUGGGCGCCGGAGGAGGAAGGUCGGAAAGGGCCACUCCCGAGACGGACGCUGAGUUCCACCAGCUGGCGGCCCUGGCGUCAUCCACCGCUUAUGCCCAGCCAAAUGGGGUAACCCAGAGGCGCGGAGUGGUGCGGGGAGAUAGCACCGGAGGAGAGGAAGGUUCACCUUCCCCAGGCCCGCAAAAGAUGGUGUUUCUGGAGGAGAGGAUGUCGGCGAUGGAGACCACCCUGGCAGUGAUGUCGAGGGCGAUGGAGCGCCUGGCGGUUUUGGCGGAGCCGGAGCGAGGAAGGGAACUCCGGGCUAGCUCAAUGUGGGACGUGAGCAUGGGAAGCAGCCAGGGCUUUGCAGACCUCCCAGCACCGAAGGGAAGGGAAAUGCGAAAGGAGCCCGGUGCCCGGCCCAAGAUCCAAACGAGCCUGACGCGGGUGGAGGAGAGUGACGACGAAGGGGAAAAGCCUCCGAGAAUCCCGGCUACGCUCCCAACUGAGACCCUGGUGCCCCUGGCGAAUGCCGGGCGUGGCACAGGACAAAGGGAAGCAGCAGCGGGGCCCACUGGCCCGCAAGGGGGCUUGCGACGGGCGGAGAAUUGGGGAUUGCCACCACAGGGACCCCUACCGAGACGAGAGGAACUAAGGAUCGAGUUUGGGGGAGAGUCCUCUGAACUGGAUUUUUUCCUGACCACGGUGAGGGGCUAUAUGGAGGACAAUGCCCACACUUUUAGAACGGAAUCCAGCCGGGUACGGGCCAUUGGUGCAGUGUUGAAGAGGGGAGCGGCCAGCUGGUACGUUCAACUACACGCGCGGCGCGACCCAUGUCUGGGGUCACUCCGACGCUUUAUGGGGGCCCUGGAGACCCGUUUCCGAGAUCCACUGGAGCAGAUCCGGGCGAGGGAGGAGUUGAAGACCGUCUCCCAGGGGCAGAGGUCGGUAUCUGAGUAUGCGGAGGAGUUCCAAUGCCUCGCUGAAAAGGUGCCGGAAUGGUCUGCAGUGACAAAGAUAGAACUCUUCAAAGAGGGGCUCAGGCGGGAGAUCCUCUCCUGGGCGGUGCAUCGUGAUGAGCCUGACACACUGCGCGGAUGGAUUCAGCUGGCGGGGCGCAUCGAGACAUCGCUGGCCCAGGCGAGGAGGCACCGAGGAGGGCUACAGCAGCGGCCGCAGAUGAAAGAGGGGAGCCGGAAGGAGGGAUCAACCCCAGCCGGGAGGAGAACGGAGCCGACAGGGAACGUGAGCACCAGCAGGAGGGGCUGCUUCGUGUGCGGCCGUUUGGGCCACAGGGCUGCCGAGUGCUGGCAGAGAAAAGGGGAAGGCGGAGGCCCGCCCAAACCAAGAGCCGUGGCAGGGAAACGCGCCGAGGAAGAACCACCGAUGAGGCACCACUCGGGGGGGUUGGACGAAGGGGAGGAGGACGCCAUGUCAGAACCCUGCUACUAGAGCCUGGAUGUGGCUCUGAGUUUCAGGGUCACUGACAUUGAUAAGACACCUGCGUCCCAGGACUCGGAGGAGAAACGGCUGAUGGACUUGGCGGGGAAUUUGCGCGGGGUUUUACUGAGCGGGAAGAGACUGUUCAAAUGAGGGGGAGGGUAUAUAAAGGAGGGUUGGCCGGAGCCUCCCAUUCUUGGCUUUUCUGAUGUUCAUGUUUCCUACAGUAAAAGUUUCUGGUGAUAUCACAGAGAGUCUUGUGUGUUCAUUCAGGAGCGGCUGUGGUGA